Anguilla anguilla (European eel) is the source of this 3040-nucleotide messenger RNA. Its product is annotated as NCK-interacting protein with SH3 domain-like. Lineage: Eukaryota; Metazoa; Chordata; Actinopteri; Anguilliformes; Anguillidae. Gene Ontology annotation, biological process: endocytosis. Gene Ontology annotation, molecular function: Arp2/3 complex binding; protein binding. The transcript has 13 exons. The coding region runs from base 252 to 2534 and encodes 760 amino acids. The record is from RefSeq and is a predicted model, not a curated record.
UAUACUAUGCCACAGAUCUAAAAGAAGAAGAAGAAGACUGGACGACGCACAGCGACAUGAGAAACUGGGGGAAAACUAGCUUACGGGCUAGCUAGCUAGCUACGCGCCUCCGGUUUAAUUUUUAGGUCAUUUAUUCCAUUUGAGAAAAUUCUGGAAUUAAGUGGCCAUUUUUGCCACUGGAACCAGACCCUUACUAGCCUGAUAAGAGCGGCGAAAGUGCGAAAUUUGCGAACGUCAGCCAAAGUUAGAAAAUGUAUAAGUCUCUGUACGCGUUCCGAUCGCCAGAGCCAAACUCUCUCCACUUCGCUGCCGGAGAAAGCUUCCUAAUCCUGGAGCGGAGUAAUCAACACUGGUGGCUCGGAUCGCGCUGCAGCUCGGGGGAAACCGGAUACAUACCGUCAUCUUAUAUCGAGAGAAUCCAGGCCCCUGAGCAGGAUGAGGUUCUGCAGUCCAUCGACAGGGCCAUCGAGGGCAUCCACAACACAGCCAUGAAAAACGGAGGCAAAUACAACCUGGAGCAAAGAGAAGUGCUGCAGAAGCUAAUCCACCACAGGAAAGAGACCCUCUCCCGUCGAAGCCCAACUCCAGCCAGUCACAAACAGAAGAUGCCGUCGUCCAGCAGUGACCUCUCACUGUGCCACACCCCUCAACCCCCCAAUGGACUGAGCCGUGGGUAUGGGCGCCAGGCCAGCGAGCCGAAAUCAGAGACCACAGAGCCAGAAGAACAGGGCCUCUACCAGGUGCCCCUCCAGCCACGCCGUGCGGCCCCCAUUACUCCUCCACCCCCAGAGAAACGCAGGGGCACCCGGCCCAAAGAGCCAGAGGGUUCCAAUAGUAUUUCCCCAGAUGGCCCUGGGCGUGGCGCUCCUCCCAGUACUGCGCCCUCGCCCUCAGUCAGCUCUGCCUCCCUGGACUCUGGCUCCUCCCACUCAGCGGUGUCCUCAGACGUCAGCCUGCCCAGUGUUGCCAGCAGCCCUCCCCCGAUUCCCAACCGUGCCAAGGCCCCGCCUCCCCCUGCUCCUGUCCCUGCCCCUACUCCUGCCACUGCUCUUGCCCCUUCCCCUUCCCUUGCCCCUGCCCCUGCCCUCCCCUCUGAGUCCCCCCAGCCUCCGGCCCAACCAGCCAUCCCUAAAAAGGGCCCCGCCCCUCAGCCCCAACAGCCAACACCCUUGGAGGACCACUCAGAGUCCGCAGGUUCUUCCUUGGCUCCACCCGCUGCUUCUGCCAGCCCCUCCAGCAGCCCCACCCAUUCUGCAGUUGUUCCUGUGUCAACAGGGGUGGAGCUGAUUGAGCUGGUCCGUAAAAACACCAAUCUCAGUUACGAGCUGUCGCGUGUGGCGGUCGGUGUGGUCGUAGGUCAUCUGCAGACCGCUCUUCCGCAGGCAGCUUCUGCUCUGGAACAAGUUCUCCUCUCAUUGGUGCAGAGCAAGGACCUGAGAGCGGCUCUGCCUCAGGGGCAGGUUUGCCACGACGAGCAGAGGCUGGAAGUGAUCUUCGGGGACCUGGCCCGGCACCGCGAGGACGCGCAGCAGCGCAGCUGGGCCCUGUACGAGGACCACGCCCUCAUCGCCUGCUACCUGGAGGAGCUGCUGCAGAUCCUGACGGAUGCUGACCCAGAGGUGUGUAAGCGGAAGUGCAGGGCCAACCAAUCAGAGCCUGUGCUGUCACUCGUUUCUUACUACCAGAUGGAGCACAGAGUGUCUUUGCGGCUGCUGCUGCUCAAGGUCUUUGGGGCGAUGUGCAGUCUGGACUCCGCCCUCAUCUCCACCCUCCUUAAUUCCAUACUGCCCAUGGAGCUCGCUCGCGACAUUCAAACUGACACCCAGGAGCAUCAGAAGCUGUGCUACUCUGUGUUAGUCCUAUCUAUGAUCUUCUCCAUGGGGGAGCAGGUGCCAUACCACCACUACGAGCAGCUGAACAGCUCGUUUGUUCUGUUCCUAUUGGAGGUGAUUGAGAACGGCCUCCCCUCUGACUCCACUGAGCAGCUUCCUGACCUCUGUAUUAACCUGCUCUUGGCAUUCAACCUGCACCUGAAAGCUCCAGACACUAAUGUCAUCAUGCAAACACUUAUUAGCAAAGGAAAUGUGAAGAUUUUGUCAGAGAAGAUCUUACUACUGCUGAACAGAGGAGGUGAUCCAGUUUGUAUGUUUAAUCAUGCCCCGCCUGCUCCACACGCUGUGCUGAAGUUUCUGCAGGACAUCUUUGCCAGCAAAGACACCGCCACCAUUUUCUACCACUCUGAUAUGAUGGUGAUGAUUGACAUCGCUGUGCGCCAGAUCUCUGACCUGUCCCCUGGGGACAAGCUGCGUAUGGAGUAUCUCUCCCUCAUGCAUGCCAUCAUCCGCACCACAGACUACCUGCAGCAACGCCAUCGUUUGAGCGACCUUCAGAGGGCGCUGCAGCGCAUCCUGGUGGAAGGGGAGGAGGGGGCGGGACAGGGAGAGGAGGAGGGGACGGUGGCCAGGCAGAUGGACAGACUAAUAGUGCAGCAGAUCUAUAAGGAGUUUCCUGAUAUCUGCCAUCAGCAGGACUGACAUACACACGCUCACAAACACACAUACACACAUUUACACAAACCCUCUUCCUCUCAAACACACAUAUACUCACACUCUUUGUUUCUCUUUCUCUCACUGAUACACACACACACUUAAUGUUUCUCACACACACUAAUCUUGACUCACCAUCUCUCUUACGCACUUGUGUGCACACGUGCACACACACAUACACACACGCGCACAAACACUCACACAAAUUCAGUUAAAACAACGAGAUCAUUGCCAUGACACUGAUACUCUACAUAAACACAGUGUGUGUACAUAGGUGUAUGUGUAUGGAUGUAUGUGUGUUUGUGUGCUUGUUCUUCCACACUCUCCAAAUCUAAAUUCUAAAUUGCCACCAGUAUGUGUCUCUCAGGCUAAUAAACUAAAAGUAUAUUUUCCCAGUUACUGUAUGUUUUAACAGUGUGUGGCUGUCUGAGAAGAGCGGAAAUAACAAACUGUAUUUUCAUAAAACUAAACUGAAAUAAACAAUGCAAACAAAA